Messenger RNA from Fusarium redolens, 1337 nucleotides. RefSeq lists its product as uncharacterized. Lineage: Eukaryota; Fungi; Ascomycota; Sordariomycetes; Hypocreales; Nectriaceae. The coding region runs from base 269 to 1219 and encodes 316 amino acids. The record is from RefSeq and is a predicted model, not a curated record. The transcript has 2 exons. Gene Ontology annotation, molecular function: FMN binding.
AGCGAGAAAGACCAAGCUUAACACUAUAAAACCUAAAUGGUGAGACUACGGGUUUGAAAAACGAUCGUAAAAGUACGACCCGAGGGCGGAAAUAUUCUGGAUAUGUAUGUGGGUGGAUCAUUGUUGGGUCAGCCCUGGCUAGACCAUUGCAAAUUCAGAAUCUGAAUCCUGUGAUGGUUUCUUCAUAUUGUUACCCUGUACCUGGAGAGUUGCUAUGAGAAUUAGCUUGAGGUAGGUUCCAUACCAUCGAUGUUCCCAUAAUUGACCUAUGAUGCUGAAUGUUGAAGUGGGGUUUGACGACCUCAUCACUAACCAGCGUCACUCACAGCAAUCUCACAACGGUCAAGUACAGCAACAAAGUUCCCGUAAUAGCUCACAACUCUCACUGUCCAUGAGACCUGUAACGCGAUCCAUCCAGCGAACAACUCAGAUUUUCGGCCAUCUUCAACACACAAUGUCAGCACACCACCCGUUACGAGCGCCAUGGCGCUCAGCUUUUCUAUCCCACGUUGACAAGAUGGAAUCUCCAACUUUCAUGCUCAGUACCCUUCACCAUCAUGGCUCUUCAGUCACUCCUCGUUCCCGUACCGUCGUGUAUCGAGGCACAUGGGCUGAGAUUCCCGUCAACCCCAAGAACCAGGCACCUCUCAACCCCUCCCUCUACGAGAGCGACCUUCUCACCAUCACUACUGAUGCUCGUAUGGAAAAAAUCCCCGAAUUAUCAACAGAUGGAGAGAGCAUCCCACAGUCUGGCGGCGGUGGACCUGUCGAAGCUGUCUUCUGGGUCGUAGAGACCAAAACUCAGUGGCGUUUACGCGGCCGCGCUUAUCUCCUUGGCCAAGAUAUCGAUGAUCCAUCAGCCUCACACAUCAGGCAAGAGAUAGAAAAUUAUAUGCGACUCAAGAAUAAUGAUGAUUCGGGUUCCUGGAAUUGGGGCAAAGAGAUCACUGCACACUUUGGAAACUUGAGCCCUGGCAUGCGAGGAUCGUUCCGAAAUCCCCCUCCUGGCACAAAACGAGAUGAAAAGCCCGCUCCUGGACUCGGACUCGGGCAGAAAGUCGAAGAUCUUGACGAUGAGAUUGCAAGGAAGAAUUUCCGUGUUGUGGUGAUUGUGCCAGAGGAGGUGGACCGGGUUGACCUAAGUGAUCCUGAGGAUGGCAGGAGAUGGAAUUAUAAGUUGAAGGAUGGUUCUUGGGAGAAGACUGAGCUGUGGCCUUGAAGUGGCACACCGGUGAGCCUGAGCUGUCAUAUAUCAAGGCUUGUUUGAAAGACAAACCCAUAUAAGGACCAGGUUAAACUGGCGAAUGAUGAGUGAAUUGGAGGAACCAUUAUUCACC